UCUCACUCCCAUCAUUUCAUUCCGCAUUCACAAUGGCCACCACCGAGCCGGAGCACCGCCGCCACGACGCCGCCGACGAAGACAACGCGCCGCCGGAGGACGAGGACACCGGGGCUCCGGUCGCUCCGAUCGUCCAGCUCGAGGAGGUCGCCGUCACCACCGGCGAGGAGGACGAGGAUCCGAUUCUCGAUCUGAAAGCGAAGCUGUAUCGGUUCGACAAGGAGGGGAAUCAGUGGAAGGAGCGAGGCGGUGGGAAUGUGAAGCUGCUGAAGCAUAAGGUUAGCGGCAAGGUGAGACUCGUCAUGCGUCAAUCCAAAACCCUCAAGAUCUGCGCAAAUCAUCUCGUUCAUCGCAGUUUGACGGUACAGGAGCAUUCUGGGAAUGAGAAAUCGUGUGUGUGGCAUGCUUCUGAUUUUGCAGAUGGGGAAUUGAAGGAUGAGCUGUUCUGCAUUAGGUUUCCCUCUGUUGAGAACUGUAAGACCUUCAUGACAACUAUGCAAGAAGUUGCUGAAUCACAAGGAGAGGGGGAGGAAAACAAGGAUGCUUCAGAUACUGCUGGUCUCCUUGAGAAACUAAAUGUUGAUGAGAAUAAAUCAGAGGAGAAAGAGCUGGAAAAGGUCACGAACACCGAGAAACUAACUGUUGUAGAGGAUAAAUCAGAGGAGAAAGAGCUGGAAAAGGUCGCAAUCACUGAGAAACUAACUGUUGGUGAGGAUAAAUCAGCGGAGAAAGAGCUGGAAAAGGUCACGAACCCUGACAAGAAAGAUGAACAAGAUGUAUAAGAGAUGCAAAGCCCAAGGUACAAAAGAAGAAUCAGCUCCACCAGCAUAGAAGAAUUUAAUGGGGGUGGUGAAUGAUUUGUUCUCAAAUAGGUUGCUAACAUGUUUAUAAAGAUUGGUAACCUAGACUGGAACAUCGCUGGUGUAUCUGUUUCAGAGUCCUGUUUUUGUACUGGUGUGCCUCUGCAUGGAUGGUUUUGUGGUUGUGGUUUUUUUUUUCCCCUCAUGUUUCCUUCAAUUGAGAUUUUGUUUUGUUUUAUGUUUUUUUUUUUUUGGUUUUUAGGGCAAUUAUACAUUUAGGAAAUGUGCUCUAUGUUUGAAUGUGUCGGUUUUGUCGUGCUUUUUAAUAUUCUAUUUUAAAACGGUCGAUGCUCUGUUCA
Molecule: messenger RNA, 1159 nt
Organism: Cajanus cajan (pigeon pea)
Lineage: Eukaryota; Viridiplantae; Streptophyta; Magnoliopsida; Fabales; Fabaceae
Product: ran-binding protein 1 homolog b
Biological process (GO): nucleocytoplasmic transport
Cellular component (GO): cytoplasm; nuclear pore
Molecular function (GO): GTPase activator activity
Source: RefSeq, a predicted model, not a curated record